This is a messenger RNA of Raphanus sativus (radish), 1640 nucleotides long. Its product is annotated as aspartyl protease family protein At5g10770. Gene Ontology annotation, biological process: proteolysis. Bases 46 to 1482 code for a protein of 478 amino acids. Gene Ontology annotation, molecular function: aspartic-type endopeptidase activity. The transcript is spliced from 3 exons. The record is from RefSeq and is a predicted model, not a curated record. NCBI's taxonomy places the organism in Eukaryota, Viridiplantae, Streptophyta, Magnoliopsida, Brassicales, Brassicaceae.
ACACUUUUUAUUAUUAUUGUAAGAGACAAAUAAGAGAGAGAUAAAAUGAGCUCUACUAGGAACGUACUGAAUAUCAUAAUAGUCACUUGUGUAUGUCUCAGUUGGGGUUGUACUGAUGGAGCUCAAAAACGAGAGAGUGGAGAGAUUGAUUCUCAUACUAUUCAACUCAGCUCUCUCUUCCCUUCAUCAUCAUCACCUUGUGUUCUUUCUAGCAGAGCGUCUAAUACAAAGUCCUCACUGCACGUGACGCACAGGCACGGCACGUGCUCGCCUUUGACCAGUGGCAAAGCCACCACGAGUCCACCAGACCAUGCCGAGAUCCUCAGACUCGACCAAGCGCGCGUAAACUCGAUCCACUCAAAACUAUCAAAGAAGCUCACGGACCGAGUCAGGCAAAGCAAGUCAACGGCUCUACCGGCUAAAGACGGGAGCACCUUCGGAACAGGAAACUACGUCGUGUCGGUCGGAAUCGGAACACCGAAACGCGAUUUGUCUUUGAUCUUCGACACGGGAAGCGAUCUGACGUGGAUUCAAUGCGAGCCGUGUGUUCAAACAUGCUAUUCCCAAAAGGAACCAAUCUUUAACCCGUCCUCGUCUUCCUCGUACUACAACGUCUCCUGCUCUUCGGCCGCGUGUAGUUCUCUCUCUUCUGCUACAGGUAACGCCGGAAGCUGCUCAGCUUCGACAUGCGUCUACGGUAUUCAAUACGGCGAUCAAUCCUUCUCCGUCGGAUUCCUCGCCAAGGAGAAGUUCACCCUCGCGAGCACCAACGUAUUCGACGGCGUUUACUUCGGCUGCGGCGAGAACAACCAAGGACUGUUCACCGGCGUCGCCGGACUUCUCGGACUAGGCCGCGACAAGCUCUCUUUCCCGUCGCAGACGGCGACGACCUACAACAAGAUCUUCUCCUACUGCCUCCCUUCCUCGGCCAGCUACACCGGACACCUCACCUUCGGAACCGCCGGGAUCUCCAGAUCCGUCAAGUUCACCCCGAUCUCCACGAUCACCGACGGCACAUCCUUCUACGGCCUCGACAUCGUCGGAAUCACCGUCGGCGGUGAGAAACUAGCGAUUCCUUCCACCGUGUUCUCUACUCCGGGAGCUCUGAUCGACUCCGGGACCGUCAUCACUCGUCUCCCGCCGAAAGCUUACGCGGCGCUGAAAACCGCGUUCAAGGCGAAGAUGAGUCAGUACCCGAGCGCGGAGGGGGUGUCGAUCUUGGACACGUGUUUCGAUCUCAGCGGGCUUAAGACGGUUACGAUACCGAAAGUGGCGUUCUCUUUCAGCGGUGGGGCCGUCGUGGAGCUUGGAUCGACGGGGGUUUUAUACGCGUUUAAGAUGUCGCAGGUAUGUUUGGCGUUUGCGGGGAAUAGCGAUGAUAAUAACGCUGCUAUCUUUGGAAACGUUCAGCAGCAAACGCUGGAAGUUGUGUAUGAUGGUGCGGGUGGGCGGGUUGGGUUUGCUCCAAAUGGGUGUAGUUGAAACUAAUAAAAGAGGUGGUUUAUAUUUUAUGGAUUUGGCAGUAAUUAGCUUUAUCCUUCUUAUUCAAGUGUGUAAUUGGGCCAAGAGAUUGAUGGGCCUGGAAAGUAAAGUGUACAGAAAUAAAUAUGUGUGGAUUAUACAACAGUUUACACCUUUUA